UAGCAACAGGUCAGAGGCGGCAACAAGGAACUUUCACUUUCCUUUCCAGCUUCCUGACAACCGCACAGAACAGGAGACCGGUCGCAGUUAUCGGGGUGACUGCGCUCAUCAUAUGGGGGGCAGCACCUCUAAGCCGGCGGCCAUGUCCCAUGAAAGGUCUGCACAUUUCUCAAAAAUAGAAGAGGAUAUCAUGUGCUCCGUGUGCCUCACAGAGUUCAAUGACCCGGUCAUUAUCACUUGUGGCCACACCUUCUGCAAACCCUGCAUCACAUCCUACUGGUCCACUACACCGAUCCUGGGUUAUCGCUGCCCAGAAUGCAGGAAAGUCUGUCAGAAAGACCAACUUAUACCGGCCUACCGCCUCAAGAAUGUGGUGUCAACGGUUCAGCUGGCCGCCAAAGAAGCGCAGUACAAACCGGCUCCGGCUCAUCCCGUUCAGCUGGUCUACACCGAUCCCCAGAGGCAGAUGUGGUUGGAUGAAACUGCUGUGGACAGAUGCUUUGUGAACAGUGAGGUCUCAGGUUACCCCCUGUGCCUCAUCUGUGUGAUCGGGGAGAAGAGGAAAGGAAAAUCCAGCCUAUUGAAUUACAUUCUGAGAGCCCUUUACAACCUGGAGAAGGGUCAGCCGGUAAGCCUAGGGGGAGCCGAUGAGACCCUGUCUGGGUUUAAAUGGAGAUCCGGGACAGACAGUGUCACCAAGGGGAUAUGGGUGUGGAGCAGACCAUUCAUCCUGGAGCGGAACGGUGAAAAGAUGGCCGUGUUCGUCCUGGACACAGAAGGGUCGCUGGACAUUGAAAGUGAUCGGGAGACUUGUAUCAAGCUCUCUGCCCUGUCCAUGCUCCUCAGCUCCUACCUGAUCUUCAAUGUAAACACGAGCUUGAAAACCACGGAGCUGGAUUAUCUUGAGAUGUAUCUCCAUGUCUCGGAGCUCACAGGGGAAUCUUUCUCUCUACAAUAUCUACAGCACUUAAAUAUCCUGGUUCGGGACUGGCAUGAUCCCGACAACUGCGGACGAGAAGCGGCGAAGUCCUAUAUAGAUCACGAGACUGAGAAACUUCGGAAAAGCUCGACAUACCACCGCGUGCUGGAGACUCUGCGCAGUCCGUCUGUGAGCGGCUUCCUCCUGCCGCACCCGGGGAAGGCGUUCCUGAGAUCCAAUCAGGGAAGGCUGUCAGACAUGGACGAUGAUUUCAGGGAUCACAUGAUCACCUACGUAUCGGACCUUGUGGGGGGCGUCUGGCUUCACAGCAAAACUGAUGUCCAUGGCGCGAAGAUCACGUGUGGCCAUUUGGGUCAAAUGCUUAAGGAUUUCGUCAGCACUUUGCAGAGAGAACACUUCAGCUUUGCUUCUCCAUUAGAGAUGUUUUAUGCACUUGAGAACAUGAAAAACAUGAAAAACACCGUUAAGAAAUUCCAGGAUUUUGUGGCAAAAGAGGCUCCCAUGACUUCUUCUCCAUUGAAAAUCUUGAGGGUCACGACCUCUAAGAUGCGGAUGAAGGUCAGCGAUGAGGCUUCUCGCCUUCUCCACGAGUAUGGGCAGAGUCUGAGAGGCGACAAUGACGCAGAGUGCCAGAAGCUCGUGGACGAGACCAAGACUCUCUUAGACCAAGAAGUGGAAAAAUUCUGUGCCGAAUACUCCAAACGCUUCACCAAAUGUGCCAUCGGGAUGGGAUGCGCAGUGGGGGGUGGGGUCCUUACCCUUGCCGGUGGUAUCGCAGGGGCUGCUGUGGCUGGAGUCGUUCUGGCCUCUGAGCUUGCCGCCUUCGUGGGUGCAGUUGGGGGGGGUGUUGCCGGCGGGGCCAUCGGAACUGGAGUUGGAGCAGGUGUUGGGAGUGUUAUUGGGCAUAAAGAGAAGAAAAAGGAUCAGAAGACUGAUGAGAGAAGUGAGUCAACAACUGAAGACACCCAACAGCUGGUAGUGAGUGAACAACUCCCAUCAUUGUAAUGUCCACCAGCUCCUACCAUGUGUCUCCCUCAGGGACGUGCACAGACAUCUUGGGGGGCAGGGGCUGAACUAAAAUAAAAGGGCACUUGUAAUUAUUUAUAUAAAUGCCCACAUAAUGAUACCAGACUGUCCAGGGCACUUAUAGGAAGAACAUGAAAAGGGCAGGGGCUCAAGCCCCCUUUCUAGUUAACCUGUGCACGUCCCUGGUCUCCAUGAGGCGCUGCUUAAUUUUACACUGUAGACAGACGUCUCAAUUUAUUAUAGAAAUUUUAUGGCCUCUUCCUUUUUAAUGGGGCUCAAUGCCUUCCGAUUCCUCUGCAAUCCCCUUCUCCUGUAGGGGGCGCUUUACAGAAUUGAUUUCUAUAUGCGCAUUUCAUACGUUUUUAAUCUGUUUCUACCUGAGACGGCUCAGAAAAAUAACAGGAUGGCCACUACCGUGACCAAAAGGGAUUCCCACAGAAGACCCUCAAUGGAUGGACGCAGCCCCCUCUUCCUUGGGGUGGCCGCUGGGUAUUUGGAUGGACUCUCCUCAUCUUCAGCACUUUAUAAGCAUUGACUGUUCUUGCACUGAACGACAUGCGGAGGUCUGAGGUCUGUGACACCUUGGACAAUGUCUUUAUUAAUAAUUUACGCUCUAUUUUCUGUAAAAUUAAUUGAUAAAGGUUAAAAAUUGUAAAAAAAAAAAAUUGAUUUAAGAACAAACCAAAAUAUCAAUUUACUGUAUUCUUGGGACAGGUUCCCUCUUAUACGAGUUUCUCAAUAAAUUAACUUAUAGUUUGA
Hyla sarda is the source of this 2725-nucleotide messenger RNA. RefSeq names its product RING finger protein 112-like. The transcript has 14 exons. Gene Ontology annotation, molecular function: GTPase activity; metal ion binding; GTP binding. NCBI's taxonomy places the organism in Eukaryota, Metazoa, Chordata, Amphibia, Anura, Hylidae. Bases 113 to 1945 code for a protein of 610 amino acids. The record is from RefSeq and is a predicted model, not a curated record. Gene Ontology annotation, biological process: endoplasmic reticulum organization; protein homooligomerization.